CAAGAUGGCAGAGGAACCGGAGUCAGUGCUGCAGCUCCCUCCCUCGACUGCUGUUGGCGGCGAAGGACUUACGGAAGUCUCCCCAGAAGCCGUCACCUCUGAGCCCCCUUCUUCUGCUGCAGUCUCCCCGGGGACAGAGGAACCUGCCGGAGACACCAAGAAAAAAAUUUAUUUAUGUGAAUCAGUCCUUUGCCCCUUCCCCAGACCAGGAAGUUGGAACACUCUAUGAGGUAAAAUUAGUUACUGCCUUUUUUUCUUAAUGGAGUAUGCACAUCUAUGUAUAGUAUGAUCAUUAAGUCACAUGUUUAAGAGAUACAUGCUAUUGUUAAUUGUCUACAGAGGAAAGAAGAGACGACUGUCUUGUUCUCUUUUUCUAACAUCUUUAAAAAUGUAGUAGAAUCUCAAUAAAUUAUACAAAGAAUGAAGAAUCAAAGAAUGUGUAAUACAGACAAAAGAUGGCUUUGAAAUAGACUCUACUAUCAGUAAUGCAGAUCUUGAAAAGAUGACAUAAAACCAACACUGUUCAUCCUUCUCGAUGACACUAAUCAUUAAAAUAUAGACAUUGGCAGUAUUACUAAGAAACAGGUGAAGGUGCACACAUUAUGGAUGCAAAUGUAGAAAGGGGACAGGAUUAAAAUAUGUAAGCUCAUCUAUGCCUCAGAUAACUAAAGGGCAGGUUUUACUAAACAUUUGUGAUUAUUGGUAAGUGUCAGAUAGCAGCAUGCAUCUCUUGAAGAAAAUAGUCUUACAGGUAAUUUGCAUGUGCAGGGAUAUUCGUGAUACACUUUUUUUUU
Messenger RNA from Trichechus manatus latirostris (Florida manatee), 794 nucleotides. RefSeq names its product autophagy related 12 (gene ATG12). Gene Ontology annotation, biological process: C-terminal protein lipidation; nucleophagy; autophagosome assembly. The record is from RefSeq and is a predicted model, not a curated record. NCBI's taxonomy places the organism in Eukaryota, Metazoa, Chordata, Mammalia, Sirenia, Trichechidae. The transcript is spliced from 2 exons. Bases 5 to 229 code for a protein of 74 amino acids. Gene Ontology annotation, cellular component: phagophore assembly site membrane; cytoplasm; Atg12-Atg5-Atg16 complex.